UUGUUUGUUUUCACGAUUUUCACUGCGGUGCUCUUUUUUAUUUCUGUGCUUUUCUCCAAGAAAUAUUAAUUGAAUUGAAUGAAAAUGAAAGCCAAGACUCGUGUGAAAAUGGGAAAGCUGAAGCUGAAGAAGAUGUCAAAGAAGGCAAAGAAGCCACUAGCUAAGAUGGACAUGGACAGUUUCUUGCAGACUAUGGAUAAAUCGUCAGAUGAUGAAGCUUCGGAAGCUCAAGUGGUUGAAGAAAGCGUCCAGGAGAAAGGUAAGAAAGUGAAGAAAAUGAGGAAGAAAGUGCAGAAGACAGUUGUGAAGGAGGAAGCUGAAUCUUCGGAUGCAGAGAGUGUGGAGAAUGAUAUAGAGUCGAUGAAGAAGUUGAAGGAAAUUGAUCCGGAAUUCUACAAGUAUCUCCAGGAGAAUGACAAGGAGCUACUGAAUUUCAAUGCAGAUGACAUUGGGGAUGCUGAGGAAGGGGGGGAAUCUGAGGAGGAAUCUGGGGAUAUUUUGAAGAAGGAAAAAUUCGAAGUGGCAAGUGAUGAGAGUGACUUUGAAGAUGGUCAGGAGGAAGAGAAAUAUGAAGAGGAAGAAGGAGUGAUAACACUGAAAAUGCUAAAGGGUUUUGAGAGGGAUAUCCAGGAGGAGAAAGUUUCUGCUGAAACUAUCCGGAAGCUUUGUCAGGCUUUUAAUUCUGCUCUGAGGAGCAUUUCUCCGGAUGCCAAGUCCACGUCCGGGUAUCGUGUUAAAGGCAGUGGAGUGUUUAAUGGGGUUAUUCAGGUGUGCGUUCUGCAUCUUCGGUCGGCUGUUUGGAGAUUCCUGGGAAUUGUGGGAAGGAAGAAUGUGAAGGAUGUGCAUAAAUUGAAGAAAUGGGCAAAAAUGCGGAAUCCCAUGAGAUCCUACGUAACAGAUCUCACGAAUAUUCUGGAGAAUGUUUCAUCUCCGGACAUCCUGACCAUCCUCCUGAAGCACCUGCAUCAAAUGGUGCCAAUUGUGGUGGGAGUUAGUGGAGCUUCGAAGCCCGUGCUGAAGAGAUUGGUGGCCCUUUGGGCUUCUUCUGCUGAAGAAACUGUCCGGGUUCUGGCUUUUCUGUGCAUCCUGAAGCUGACCAGAGCUCAGCAGGGACAGUUUCUCAGUACAGUGCUCAAGGUGAUGUAUUUGUCGUACGUCCGGAACUCACGAUUUGUCUCCCCGACGAGUCUCCCGGGAAUCAACUUCAUGAGGAGAUCUCUGGCUGAGAUGUUCACGCUGGAUCUUGAGGUAUCGUAUCAGCAUGCUUUUCUCUACAUCCGACAGCUGGCAAUCCAUCUCCGGAAUGCUGUGACGCUGAAGCAGAAGCAGAGCUACCAAGCUGUCUACAAUUGGCAGUACAUCAAUGCCCUGAAGCUCUGGGGAGACGUUCUGGGAGCUACAGCUUCCAGUCUCCUUCAGGCUCUCAUCUAUCCUCUUGUGACUGUCAUCCAGGGCGUCAUUAAGCUCAUCCCAACAGCCCAGUGGUUCCCACUGCGCUUCCAUUGCAUCCAGAUCCUCACAAAGCUCACCAAAUCCACGCAUCUCAUGCCUGUCCUUCCAUUCAUCCUAGAAGUCCUCCAGUCCAAUACAUUCAACAAGAAACACACCCAACUCUCCCUCAAAGCCAUGCCUUUCACCUGCAUCCUUCGUGUGACCAAGCCACAACUCGAAGAACUAUCCUUCCGGAACCAAGUCACUGAACACAUUUUCUCCACAGCCCUUGAAUACCUCGCUGCGGAAUCCUACAGUCUGACCUUCCCUGACCUCGUUGUGCCUACAAUAAUCCUCCUGAAGCAGUACAUCAAAACCUGCCGUGUGGCCAGUACGAGUAGGAAGCUCAAGCAACUGCUGGAUCUCAUCCAAGACAAUUUCCGCGUGAUUGAGGAAGAGAGGAAGAAGAUCACGUUCUCCCUCCGGGAUUCUGCUCUGAUCCACAGUUGGGAGACCCAAAUGCAAAAUAAAGGAACUCCCCUACUCACUUUCUACACAAAUUGGCUGAAGACAACUGAGCUCAAGCAACGCCGGGAAGCAAAUAAAACCGACGAAAUUUCAGAUUUCCACCUUCCCGCGCUCAAGAGGAGAAAUCCACAGCAAGACAAACCCCCGACCGAAGGUCCAGUAGAUCUUCUACCGUCGGACAGCGAAGAGGAGGAACUGGAAUUAGAGAAACCUCUGCCCAAAAAGGCCAAACGUGUCAAAGACAAAAAACCCAUCAAAACGGAGAUUUCUGCAGAAGAUGAGGAAACCACAACAGCUGGCCCUCUGGACAUUGUAGAAGACCUCGAUAUUGCUGAUUGGUUGACAUAAAAUACCUAAAAAAUCAUGUAAAAUAAAUACCGGAACUCCCCCGGCAAACAUAA
Phlebotomus papatasi is the source of this 2360-nucleotide messenger RNA. It is a transcript of the gene Noc2, whose product is annotated as nucleolar complex protein 2 homolog. Gene Ontology annotation, molecular function: transcription corepressor activity; histone binding. The record is from RefSeq and is a predicted model, not a curated record. Gene Ontology annotation, cellular component: Noc2p-Noc3p complex; nucleoplasm; Noc1p-Noc2p complex. NCBI's taxonomy places the organism in Eukaryota, Metazoa, Arthropoda, Insecta, Diptera, Psychodidae. Gene Ontology annotation, biological process: negative regulation of transcription by RNA polymerase II; ribosomal large subunit biogenesis.